This is a messenger RNA of Nicotiana attenuata, 2486 nucleotides long. Its product is annotated as polycomb group protein EMBRYONIC FLOWER 2-like. The record is from RefSeq and is a predicted model, not a curated record. Gene Ontology annotation, molecular function: chromatin DNA binding. Lineage: Eukaryota; Viridiplantae; Streptophyta; Magnoliopsida; Solanales; Solanaceae. The transcript has 22 exons. Gene Ontology annotation, cellular component: nucleus. The coding region runs from base 306 to 2225 and encodes 639 amino acids.
CUAAAUCUCAGUCAAAAAACGGCCAAAACACUGCAGAAAAUAGCCAUAAGAGCAGCUCCAAAUUACCAUAUAAAUACCCCAAAAAUACCAUCAAAACACCACCUAAAAACACCUCUGUCUUCACCAUUUUGGAUGUGCAAGAUCGACUGUUGAGACGCCGGCGAGUUUCGAUCGAGGUCCGAAGUCCAUCGGGAUCUUUCUCGUUGCUUUGAUUUCUCUGUACCAAAGCAAAGAGGUCAGGCUCUUCAAUAUUAAAGAGAAGUUGAAAGAACUAUGAAUAUACAUUUGAAUACUAUCUGACAAGGAUGCCAGGCAUACCUUUAGUGGCUCGUGAAACCACGCAUUACACUUGCUACUGCAGUUACUCUACAGUUACAGACUCAAUGUGCAGGCAAGAUUCUGCUACACAUUUGUCUGCAGAGGAGAAGAUUGCUGCUGAAGAAAGCCUUUCAACUUAUUGCAAACCUGUUGAACUCUACAACAUUCUCCAACGCCGUGCCGUUAGAAAUCCUUCCUUCCUUCAAAGAUGUUUACAAUACAAAAUUCAAGCAAAGCACAAAAGGAGGAUUCAAAUGGCAAUAUAUGUACCAGCAACUGUGAACGAUGAAUCACAGGUCCAGAAUGUUUUUCCUUUGUGUGUAAUUUUGGCAAGGCCAUUAUCAAAUGCUGCGGGUGCUGAGGCACAUUUUGCUGUCUUUCAAUUUAGGCGGGCAUGCAUAUCAACUUCUUUCACUGGAGUUGAUGGAAUAAAUCGAGCUCAAGCAAAAUUCGUUCUCCCUGAAAUGGAUAAACUUUCAGCUGAAAUAAGGGCUGGCUCUCUUGUCAUCCUGUUUGUCAGCUUUGCUGAACUUGCUAGAGAUCAUUUGGAUACAUCUUCAUUUCCAUUGAAUCUUGAAGGGCACUGCUUGUUGGGAAGAAUGCCGAUGGAAUUACUUCAUCUAUUGUGGGAAAAGUCUCCCAAUUUGAGUUUAGGGGAGAGAGCUGAGAUGUUGUCAACUGUUGACUUGAGCCCUUGUUUUAUGAAGACAAGCUGUUUGGACAAAGACAGACAUAUUUCCUUGCAGUAUCCCCGCAGUUCUGUGGCUCUGGCAACAAUACAGCAGCUGCAAGUCAAAAUUUCUGCGGAAGAAGCUGGUGCUGGAGAAAAAUCAGUUUAUGAUUCAUUCUCCUAUGAUGACAUUCCUACGACUUCAUUGCCUCGAAUAAUACGGUUGAGGACAGGAAAUGUUGUCUUCAACUAUAGGUACUAUAACAACAAGUUGCAGAGAACAGAAGUGACUGAGGACUUCACAUGUCCUCUCUGCUUGGUAAAAUGUGCCAGCUUUAAGGGUUUGAGAUAUCACUUAUGCUCAUCUCACGAUUUGUUCAACUUUGAAUUUUGGGUAAAUGAAGAAUAUCAAGCUGUAAAUGUAUCUGUGAGAAGUGACAUGUGGAGAUCUGAGGUUGUUGUUAAUGGAGUUGAUCCUAAGCAACAAACAUUCUUCUUUUGUUCAAAGCCACUAAGACGGAGGAAACGACAGGACUUGGUUCAAAAUUCAAAGUAUGUGCACCCACUUGUUUUAGAUUCAGAUUUCCCUACAUCAACGAAUGGGAUCAAUGACAAGAUUAAUGGCAUUGCUGAGGUUGUAGAGUGUGAUCCAUCAAGUCCCAAUGGUGCAGGCGUUUCCUCUGCAACUGGUCACUUGUAUCCAGAUCCUGACUCUGUGCAAUCCUUACCAGGAAGCACCCUUGCACCCCCAGCACUGCUUCAGUUUGCCAAGUCAAGAAAGUUAUCAGUUGAGCGCUCUGAUCCCAGAAAUCGUGCACUCCUGCAAAAAAGGCAAUUCUUUCAUUCUCAUAGAGCCCAGCCCAUGGCACUGGAGCAAGUUUUAUCGGAUCGAGACAGCGAGGAUGAAGUUGAUGAUGAUGUUGCAGAUCUUGAAGAUCGAAGGAUGCUUGAUGAUUUCGUGGAUGUUACCAAAGAUGAGAAGCAAAUGAUGCAUCUGUGGAACUCAUUUGUUAGAAAGCAAAGGGUGUUGGCAGAUGGUCACAUUCCUUGGGCAUGUGAGGCUUUUUCAAAGCUGCAUGGUGAGGAGUUCGCCCGAGCACCGGCCUUGUUGUGGUGCUGGAGAUUAUUCAUGAUCAAACUGUGGAACCAUGGCCUUAUUGAUGCGCGUGGAAUCAACAAUUGUAACCUAAUACUAGAGCAAUUCCAAAGCCAAGACAAUGAUUCUCCUAGAAGCUGAAUACCCGUGUGACAAUAUUUCACAAUCUAGCAAUGGAUUUGGUAGUGAUACAGCUCUUUGGCUGGAUCUACAUCUCCAAAUUUUCAACGUCUGUUUUCUUAAUGUUAUCGUGGCUAGAUGACUGUUUUGUCUUUCAAGGGUAAGAUUCGCUAAUUUAAUGUUUUAUAGAGUUCAUACAGUGGCAUCUGCCGUUCUAAAAUUAGAAAUUAAUGAUUCACAUUGUUCAAGGGCUCUAUUAUAUCUUCAGUCUCUCUCUCUCUC